CAGCUCUUACGGAGAUACACGAACAGUGAUUUGAAAACAGUGAUCUGUGAAUAAUAAAGGAUUUGUGUAUCAUCAGUAAAAGAGUUGACCAUCAGUAAACCAGAGAGCUACACACUGACCUCUGCUUGCAUCAUUUUGCUCAUUGAAUGGACUACACUCUCUGAAAAUUGAAUGCAUAGACCUGAUUCAGCCCCUCCCCAUUUCAGCGCUGUUUUGUCUCUUAACCUGUGGUUUCCAUUGAAGCUACUGAGAAGGGUAGAUCAAAAUGGAUUACGUGUGAGAGCACAGAAAGUAUUUUCACCAAGAAUCAGUGUGAAGAAUUUACAUGUUUCCAUUGAUCAUGUUAUAAAUAUUGUGUGUGUGGGGACUUCCUCUGCAGUACUUUUGUACUUUCUUGGUUCACUACACAAGCUGAGAAUAGCACACCUGACUACUAGACUUUGAACUCUAGGUGAAUGUUUAGUGAUAAGGCAACAAGACCAAACUGUGAACAUGACACAAUAAUGACAGCAACUGGAAACUUUAGACAUUUUAAAAUACUUUUUCCAUUAUAAGUACAUUAUGAUAUAAACAAUGAAAAAAGACAGCACACACACACCCAAAUCAUGAACCAGACUCAAAGGCUUUUUAUGCGGUUUGUUUUGUGUAUUCAUGCAGACAAUUCUUUGUAUGUGUACUUUGUUUUUGUUUUUUUUUUUGUAUGCAACUGGAAAAUGAGUAAACAAAAAAUAUACAAAAAUACCCCUUUUAAAAGGGUAAUUUAGGGGUAAUUUCUUUUAGAAUGUUAUGUUCUUUCUGGAGGUCAGUAAUAAUGUUAGUCUAAACAUUGAAAUAUGCAGCUCAAACUGUUUAGACUGAAAUUGUGAAAGAUCUUGUUAAAAUUAAAUUAUUGUUUUUUUGUUUGUUUGUUUGUUUGAUUAAGGCUCAGAAACUGAAUUCUGAACCAAUGCUAUUAGGUGUAGUCCUUGCUAAUUAGGAGGAUAACACUUUUUUUUUAGGGUUUGUUUAGGGUUUAUAAAGAGGUUCAUUGAUGACUAAUAAGCCAUUUACAAAUGCAUUAUAAAUUGCUUUGAUACGCAGUUAUAACAACAUGAAUAAAAAUGAAGAGUUUCAUUUCAACUCCAAAUAGUAAGCCAUUUUACCUCACAAUAUAGAUGCUUAAUAACACUUAUUCAACAUUAGUAACUUAUGAAAAUGUACCAUGGAUGUACAUGGACAGCUAUGAAGCAUUUAUUAAGGAGUUGUCAACAUUAGAAACCUAUGUAUAAUAACUCCAGAACGGUUUAAUGGUCAUCAGGCAUAUUUUAUGAUAUAUGCUGUAAAUGAGCAUGAAGAGCUUUAACGUGUUUUUUGAAGAGGACUUUAGGUAACUAGGACUAGGUAAGAAGCACCAUUCUUUUGACAUCAAUUUGACAAGGAAUGUGACAACACAAGUGAGUCAAGACAUUACAGUGAUGCAUUUAAAAAAAAAAAAAAAAAAGACAAUCCCUCUUUUUCAUCUCACUAUAAUAGUGUUUUUUGCUGCAUUGUGACAUAAAUCAUUAAUUAUGCCAUUUUAUGUAUUUGAUUAAUCUAAAUGUAUUUAUUAAUGCAAGUUAAAAUGCUCACUAUUUCGCAAGACUCUUUUUAAUUAUGUUGCUGUAACCGCAUGUCAGUGAUUUAUAAUGCAUUUGUAAAUGACUCAAAGUCAUUAUUGAAUCCCUGUAUAAACCUCUAACAAACAGGACGUUAAUGUGAAGAAUUACUGUUAGGUGUUAUAUCGGCAGUUUUAUUUAACAUUUUCCACCUCAUGCAUGUAUGCAUUUCUCUUUUCUUUUAUUAGUCCUGGUUGCCAUGAUGUCAUCUAUUAAUUCAUGAUGUCACUGUGUUUUUCCUCAGUGAUGUCAUCCUCCACUCCCCUCCUGUCUGAGUUGUUCCAGUGUUCAGUGUGUCUGGAUGUGUUCACCCAUCCUGUUUCCCUCCCGUGUGGUCAUACGUUUUGUCUGUCAUGUAUUCUUGCUCAGUGGACAGCAUCUGGCUCCUCGCACUGCCCAAAAUGCUCAACAGUUUUCCAGGAAUCUCCGGAGCUGUGUGAAAAUAAUUUUGCCUGUGAGAUGACAGAGCAGAUCCGCAGGCAGAGGGGUCAGAGGGUAUCGGAGCAUCGCCCGGUGACCUCGGGCAACAUUUUAUGUGAUAUGUGUCCAUUAAAGAAAGCCUCACCUGCAGUAAAAUCAUGCCUGGCGUGUGUAGCAUCGUACUGUGAGGAACAUGUGAAUUUGCACACCCCCAGGUUCUCCACACAUGCACUGGUGCAGCCACAGCACAGAAUGGACGAGAGAAUUUGCAGUAAACAUGAAAGACCGUUGGAGCUUUACUGCAGAUACGAACAAACAUGUGUGUGUGUGCUGUGCACGAAUGCAGAACACCACACACACCACACUAUACCUGUGGAGAGAGAAUGGGCAGAGAGAAAGACUCAGUUAUUGAAGACACAGUCUGAUUUGAAGCGGAUGAUUAAGGAGAGAUGGAAUAAAGUUGAGGAUCACCAUCAUGUGUUAUCUGUGUGUAAGGAGAACUCUGACAGAGAGAUGGCACACAGUGUGGAGGUCUUCACUGCACUGCAGCAGUUUAUAGAGAGGAGCCAGUCUGAACGGCUCAGAAACAUGAAACACAAGCAGAAAACUGCAGAGAGACACGUGGAGACACUCAUUAAAGAACUGGAGGUGGAGAUCAUGAAACUAAAUGCUAAAAACUUGGAGCUGGAAAAGCUUUCACACUCUGAAGAUCACUUCAACCUCAUACAGGUCUACCCUAACUCAUAUGUGGUGCCUCAGUGUAAGAGCUGGUCUCAGGUCAGUGUGCAUACUGCUCAGGGUCUGGAGUUACUGAGAGAAACAUUGAUGGCUACAGAACAACUACUGAGGACUCAAAUAUACACUGCCACACAGAGAGAACUUGAUGCAGUAUCCCAAUAUGCAGUGGAUAUGACCCUUGACCCUGACACGGCAAACCCCUGGCUGGUGGUGUCUGCAGACAGGAAGUGUGUGAGCGAUGGCAACGUGGAGCGUAACAUCCCAAACAACAUUCAACGUUUCGACACGGCACCCUGCGUCCUGUCUAGAGAGCCUGUCUCAAGAGAAAGGAGCUAUUGGGAAGUGGGCGUGGCCAGUAAAACAGCAUGGGAUCUGGGUGUGGCCAAACAGUCAGUGAACCGUAAGGGUUUGGUGACUCUGAGCCCAGAGGACGGGUACUGGGUGGUGUGUCUGAGAGGAGGCAGUGAGUACAGGGCCUGUGACCAGUCAGUUUUUCUGCCACUGCAAACACAGCCACAGAGAAUAGGGAUAUAUGUGGAUUAUGAAGAAGGAUGGGUGUCGUUUUAUGAUCCCAGUGCUUGUGCUUAUAUCUGUUCCUUCACUGGACACAGCUUUAAAGAGAACUUACUGGCCUACCUCAACCCAGACAUGAAUGAUGCAGGAAAUAACAAAGCCCCAUUGGUUAUACAACCUGUUUAUCUAGCCAAUGGGGCAACUAAUGAUACUGUCACAAUAUGA
Myxocyprinus asiaticus (Chinese sucker) is the source of this 3530-nucleotide messenger RNA. RefSeq names its product zinc-binding protein A33-like. The record is from RefSeq and is a predicted model, not a curated record. NCBI's taxonomy places the organism in Eukaryota, Metazoa, Chordata, Actinopteri, Cypriniformes, Catostomidae. The coding region runs from base 1854 to 3530 and encodes 558 amino acids. Gene Ontology annotation, molecular function: zinc ion binding; protein binding. The transcript has 6 exons.